AUGGAAGAAUCCAAGGACAUCGCUGAGACGCCGUUGGUGGCGCUGGAGCCGUUGGGCAUCACGGCGAGAUCAAAUAGUCCCAGCACUGCUCCAGCAAACUCGGAUCCGAUGACAGCAUUCAAACGAUGGGUGAACAGCCUGCGAUCGCGGAGAGGCUUUCCCCCUUCCGGCCCCCAAAGAUACGUCGAAGGCUGGAUGGAGAUUCCCCAAGCCGAUCCUGAUACCGGUCCUGAAGGGCCACCUUCCCAUGAGGCCCAAGAGAAGAAAUGGGAGUCUUGGUCGAAUCAUUCCUCUCACCUCGAAACUGUCAAGACGACAACAAUCAGCCUUGCCAGUCAAAGCGUUGUGCGGUCAAGAGGGACUACGCAGAGCACCACGAAUCAGAGCAUCAAGUCAGACAUUCGUGAAUCUCUAGAGAGUAUACGGCCGGCCUUGAGUUUAUCUAUCGAUGAGGACGCCCAGAACAGAGCAAUUAAAAGACGCCGUGUCCUGCGAGAGCUCAUCACCACUGAGUGCGAUUAUGUAUUUGGUUUGAAAGCACUUGCUGAUGCGCUCUUCAUUUUCUCCGUGAGACCUGAGAUUUACUAUAAUGUCCAGCAGCUUCGAGACAUACACGAAGACUUCCUAGCUCAACUUCGCAAGCUGACACCGAUCUCCAAUCUUGCAGGAGUUGAGUUCGAUAAUCUUAUACCUCAGCCCACUCAUAAGCGCCUCAGCGCCCUUGAACUGGGCUUUAGGGCACUUCAUUCUAAGUCCUUGAGAUCGCGAAGCUUUCGAGCAUCGGUCAAUUCCCGCCUUAAAGCUCUUGCUGCGGAAACGAAGGAGGCUUUAGAGGUCGCACAAGCCGUGGGAAAACUGUCGAGAACAUUUAUGAUAUACAAGCUGUUCUGCAGAAGCUACGGUCUCCUCACCUACGACGUCGAAUUGCUUCGUACAUCCGUUCCAAAUUGGCGGAUUUUCGACCAAGGUAUCGAGGCAUUAUCGAAAUCUGUGUCGUCCAUCGAUAGACAAGCAAACGAGAACAGAUCUAUGUCCCUGGAUGACCUUCUCAUCAAACCGGUUCAACGCUUGUGCAAGUACCCGCUGUUGCUGGAGGAGUUACUACGGUGGACACAUAUUCAGGACGACCCAUCAGCCCAUGAUGGGAUUCGGCAAAUCUUGGAAAAUGUUCGUCGUGUUGUGCAAGAAGUCAAUCGAGUCAGCAACAACCCUAUCAAUAGGAGUCUGGUCAAUAAGACGAGAGCGCUACAGGACAUGCUGGACUUUCCAGAGGGGAACAAGUCUCUUGACCUAUACAAGCAGCUAGGGCCGUUGAUUCUCUGCGGUGUCUUGCAUGUUACCUAUUCUGCCCCCGCAGAGACUGUCACCGGUUUCAUGGUCUGCGCUUUGUUUGGUAGUCAUAUCUUCUUUGCGAACAUGAACGACGACCAUCGGAGGCUCCGAGCACUGAUGUGUCUUCACAUCCCGGAUCUCAAAAUUGACACCUUGGCCAAUGACGAAGGUCUCUGCUGUGACUGCGUAUUCUCCUGGAAGUUGGUGUUUCAGGACCGCGGCAGAAAAUUCGAGCUAGUGCUCAGCGCGUCGUCGGCGAGCGAGGAGAAGAAAUGGACAACGGAGACUCUCAAAUGUGCGGCAGCAACCACCAAAGUACAAGGGGACAUCUUGGAAAGGUCACGGCGAUACGCGUUCCUUUCCUUAGAUUUGGUUCCAUUGGAUAGCACGGCACUUCCUUUGGCUCGUCGGCCGUCGAUGCAGACAUUAGGCGUUUCACGACUAUCCCCUGAAAACCCGAUCGUAGUGAUCAAGAGGACUCAUUGCCCUUAUCUCCUGGAAGAACAUAACCCCACGGACGGCGAAGUCGGGCGUUCAGAACAUCCAGACUACUUAGUGUCGACAGUUGUUGCUAGAAGGCAAGACCGGAUUCGUCUAGAACGUGCUAUCUCAUCUGUCUAUACACGGGAUGCCCUUCCAUAUCCCGGCAUGACUUUAGCAAUGGGGGAUCUUCUUUUUCGGCCUGGCUCUAUUAUGAGGAGGAAUCUUAAUCGAAAGCAGAUACCGAGGAGACGUGCCAGCUUUGUGAACAUUAAGGCUACAAGAGCAGCUGCAGCAUCAGUCAAGCAGGAACUCCGCCCCUUGGAUAGGGAAUUCGGGAGAAUCAACAAGGGCGACGAAGGGCUUGAGCUCAAGCAGGCUCGAUCGAGUGAACCGACAAUCGAUGAUCCAAAGGAGCCUUGUCUUUUACGAAAUGGAAAAGAUACGAUCAAGCGGGCUAGGACAUUCAAAAUCACGAGCACGCCCAAGUCAACUCCCAGCCCUGAGUUUCCAUUGGUCAAGAAAAAGGAGAAGGGCCAGGAGUCUCCCGAGAUCUCAGCGAUGAAGCCAUCUACAAUCCGUCGGAUGUUUACUUCCAUGUCAACGAGGAAACCGAAGAGGAAUGGACGCAUGCGAGUGGGGAGUGGAGCUUCAUGAUGGUGAUGAUGCAACUGAUUCCCAGGGGUUCCUGGGUCAUUGCAUCAAGGAAGCGCCAAGGAAUAAGCAUUGGCAUGCAUCUUCUGUGCAGGCUGCGUUGUUCUUGCAGUUUCCUGAGGUUUCGAGGACGUGGGGAAAUCGACAUAGGCGUUGACGGAG
Messenger RNA from Aspergillus homomorphus CBS 101889, 2628 nucleotides. Its product is annotated as putative Rho guanyl nucleotide exchange factor. Gene Ontology annotation, biological process: regulation of GTPase activity; intracellular signal transduction. The record is from RefSeq and is a predicted model, not a curated record. The coding region runs from base 1 to 2469 and encodes 822 amino acids. Gene Ontology annotation, molecular function: guanyl-nucleotide exchange factor activity. Gene Ontology annotation, cellular component: cytoplasm. The transcript is spliced from 6 exons. Lineage: Eukaryota; Fungi; Ascomycota; Eurotiomycetes; Eurotiales; Aspergillaceae.